GACAUCCCAUUUUAUUUGAAUGUCCUGUUUAACCCUGGUUUCUCCGUCUCUUGGCUUCUACUGCUGAUUACCGACGACAGGGUUAAAGGAAAGUUGGGAAAGGUUACCACUAAAAGAAGGCCAAAGGGGGUUUGCGAUUGACUGAUUGAGGCCACUGCUCGUUGGAAGAUCCUGGCCUGUUGAGAUGAGGAUAAAAUAUAGCUGCCAUCUCUUUCGAAUUUCUGCAGUUCACAAAGCUUCUUGACCUGAGUUUGCUUAUAUACUCAAUCUGAAUUUUGACAUUCAAUACAGUCCAAUUGUUUUCGAAUUUUCUGGAAAGUAUAUUUGAUGUACAAAUUCAGGUAAAUAUAAAAUGAUUUUUAUUUUAAAUAAUUGUAUGGAGGGUUUGUCCCAAAAAUAUAUACGAAGAAGUUUUUUUUGUUUUUCUUGAGAAUUGACUACAGAAAAUGAAACAAGUUGCAUAUUGGAUUAAUUCAGAUUGUUUUUUAUAUCAAAUUACUUUCAUUGUUUUUAUUAGGGAUAUGAAAUUAUCUUUUCAGACCAAGGGAAAUAAACAUAAAAUAUAUAUUCAUCACUUGUUCUAGAUAGGAGGGUUAUUUGGUCAUUUAACAUAUUUAGACUUCUCAUUCAGCACACAUAAUAAACAGCUUGUUAUCUCAAUAUCACUAAAUCCAGACAAACGUCUUAAUUCAGACAGACAUCUUAAUCAAUUCAGAACUUAAUGGAAAAAAAAAGUAAACAGCCCUAAGAUUCUUGUCCUAACCGUUUUUCAAACUAUCCUUGCUAAAUCAAUUACGAAAGAUAUAUACUCUCCGUAGAUUCAACGUUGUAGCUAGCCGCCAAAAGCAGCUCUCUCUGCAAUUCAGCAUAUACGCCUACCUUCAGUCCAAAGCCAGCUUUGGAUGAUCGAUCAUUUAUACGGCGUAAUUCGUUCAUCUUUCGAUCUGUACAUUAUCUGUGAGCUAGCUAGAGAUAUAUUGUUCGAUCAUAUUUCCCCGCGAAAGGCUGAUUCCGGCCUUCAAUGUCUUCCCCACCGGACGGCAGUUUCUCCACGCAGCUCAUAGACGGCAAUGGAGAGUUCAACGUCCAAGGACUGCAAGGUUUCAUGGACGCCAUUAAGUUCCAUCAGUGCGGCCUCUCCUAUGCCGUUGUCGCUAUUAUGGGUCCUCAGAGUAGUGGGAAAAGUACUUUAUUGAAUCAUCUCUUCAGCACGAAAUUCAAAGAAAUGGAUGCUUACAAAGGGAGGAAUCAAACGACGAAAGGCAUAUGGAUAGCAAAGGCCGGGGCGGUUACUGAUCCCUGCACCAUUGUCAUUGAUUUGGAAGGCACCGAUGGCAGGGAAAGGGGUGAGGAUGAUACAGUAUUUGAGAAGCAAAGUGCUUUAUUUGCUUUGGCAAUCGCAGAUGUUGUGCUAAUAAACAUCUGGUGUCACGAUAUUGGGAGAGAUCAGGCUGCAAACAGACCCCUCCUGAAAGCAAUAUUUCAGGUCAUGAUGCGCUUGUUUCGUCCUCGCAAAACUACCCUUCUGUUCAUUAUACGUGACAAAACAAAGACUCCAUUGAAGCAAUUGAGUGAUAUUUUGCUGAAGGAUAUCCAAAAGAUAUGGAAUGGAAUCCCUAAGCCACAGGCUCACAAGCACACUCGACUGAAUGAUUUUUUCAAUGUAAAGGUCUAUGCCUUGUCAAGCUAUGAGGCAAAUGAAGAAAAGUUCAAAGAGGAGGUUCUUAAGCUUAGAGAGCACUUUUAUAAGUCUACUUCUCCAGGAGGUAUUGCUGGGGAUAGAAAGGAAGUUGUAGCAGCUUCAGCAUUUUCAUAUAGCGCACAAAUGAUAUGGAAAGCUAUCAAAGAGAAUAAGGAUCUUGACCUGCCUGCUCACAAGGUCAUGGUUGCCACUGUGCGCUGUGAAGAAAUUGCCAAUGAGAAGCUCAGUCUCUUGACAAAGGACAAGGAUUGGUUGGAGGUUGUAUCCUCAGUUCAGGAUCGUGCAAUUUCCAAAUUUGGCGAAAAACUAAGUCGGAUCAUAGAUACCUAUCUGUCUGAAUAUGAUGGUGAGACUAUAUAUUUUGAAGAAUCGGUAAAAAAUGCUAAACGCCGGGAUCUAGAAUUGAAAAUUUUGGAGAAGUUUCGGCCUGCAUAUAUUUCCCAGCUGGACCAUUUAUGUGCUGCUGAAUGUGAAGCUUUUAAGGUAAAACUGGAACAGUCAUUGUGCAGAGGAGAAGGGUUUGCUUCUUCUGUCCGUCAACAUACGCAGUCAUGUGUGCUUCUUUUUGACACAAAAUGUUCAGAAGCUGCAAUAAAGCAAGCUAAGUGGGAUUCUUCAAAAUUCCGUGAAAAGCUUUGCCAUGAUAUUGCGACUCAUGCAUCUUCUGUUCGUAAUGAUAGGUUGUUAAAAUUAGAGUCUAGCUACAAGAAACAGCUUACAACAGCAAUCACGGGACCUGUGGAGUCACUGCUAGAUGCUGCCGACCGAGACACAUGGGCUUGUAUCAGAGAUCUUCUGAAACGAGAGAUUGAUGUGGCAUUAGCAAAUUUCUAUGAUGCGGCAUCGGGCUUUGAAUUGGACGAGGAGGAAUGGAAUAAAAUGGAGAAAAAUUUUAGGGACUAUGCGAGAAGUGUUGUGGAGACAAAGGCAAGACAGGGAGCUGGGAGGAUUUUAAUUCGCAUGAAGGAUAGGUUCAUGCAUGUAUUUGGCCAUGAUAUUGAUUCAAUUCCAAUGAUCUGGACCGGGAAGGAAAAUAUUAAAGCAAUCACGAAGAAGGCACAGUCUGCGUCCCUAAAUCUUUUAUCCAUUAUGGCGGCCAUGCGCCUGGAUGACAAACCUGACAAAAUAGAGAGCAUACUAUUUUCUUCACUUUUGGAUGAAGCGUCCUCAAAUUCCAAGGAAAGAUCAAAUGGAGUUUCUGGUGACCCUCUUGCUUCAAGCAAAUGGGAAGAGGUUCCACCAGAUCACACACUUAUUACACCAUAUCAGUGUAAACAGUUGUGGGCACAGUUUAAGAUGGAAACAAAGUACACCAUUAGCCAAGCCUUAUCUGCGCAGGUAGCAUACAGGCAAAACAACAAUUGCCUACCUCCUGCAUGGGCAAUCCUGGCAAUGAUCGUAUUGGGGUUUAAUGAAUUCAUGGUUCUGUUGAGGAGUCCUCUUUACUUGAUGGUUUUAUUCGUUGUAUUUUUACUUGGGAAAGCCAUGUGGGUACAGAUGGACAUUUCGAGGAAGUUUCAAAAUGGCACCCUCUCUGGACUUUUUUCCGUCUUGUCAAGAUUUCUUCCCACGGUAAUGAGACUUUUAAGUCGCCUUGCUCAUGAAGCUCAGGGUCGUCCCUCUCCAGAGCCAUCCAAGCCUCUUGCUUUUCAAAGCUAUAGAAAAUGAGCCGAGAAUCAAUCCCUCUCGAUCCUCGUAUAUGUUCACUCGAACACUGCAUGCAAAAAUGGAGCAGAAAUUACGUUGUAUAAUACCCCCCCCCCCCCCCCCUCCCAAUCGUAUGUUGUGCUUGUAUCGUACUACUAUACACAUUCAUACUUCAGCAAUAAGUUUAGACAAAUUAUUUAGUAUAACUUAUUGCAUUUGCCUCACUCCAAAAAAUUGACUUGAACUUAUUGCAUUUGCCACAUAUUAAAAGAUUGACUUCAUCUACGGUGAUA
This is a messenger RNA of Cuscuta epithymum, 3642 nucleotides long. The record is from the annotation of a GenBank genome assembly. Lineage: Eukaryota; Viridiplantae; Streptophyta; Magnoliopsida; Solanales; Convolvulaceae.